CUUAAGAUGGCGGGCGCGAGGGCAAAGGAAGGAAAGUAGGAGGCCAGCGGGCGGCGUUUGUUCUGUUCAGAGGCCGGGAACUCGGGAUUUAUGACCUCACCCAUCUAAAGCCGCCCGGGGAAAUGGCUCCGAACUCCCCGUUUGGAACCGGCGUUAAGGCUUCGGGAGUUCUCAACGCGUCCGAGCGUUCUUGAACCUUAGAACCAGACUCAUUUACGGGCAGAUCCUCUCCAAGUAGGAUGUAGAAAAUGUCCGCAGCUCGGAAGCUCGUUGAGUUCGCUCAACGCGUCCCGCUCUCAAAGACCCUCGCGGGGCUUCCUUGGCGCGCUACUCAAACUGCGGAGGCAAAAUAAAAGUAUAUCUGAUUUUUGCAAACGCCAGGAUUCCCGUGCCCUUUGCAGCAAAAACUCUAGUGCCGCUCUCAGCUACCAGGCCCCUCUGUUCCAGGGAACCUCAGGCUGAUGCCCAUCUCAGCUCGUCCACGCCUGCAAUGGGAUGAUUCUCUGAAUCCCUUGAGGAUUAGUGUGGGCAGUCUUCCAGUGCUGGCGUCCAUGACCAAAGCAGCUGACCCCCGUUUCCGCCUGCGUUGGAAGGCCAUUGUGGUGACCACUCUGGCCCUUGUUGUUGUGUUGCUUCUCCUUUGUUUCCAGCGUUCAUCCCCUGUGAACAGGCCAGUUCCUCUCAAUGUUCAUACCUGGAGGUUCAAUGUUCUAUCCAGUGAGAGGUAUAAUGACACUUAUCCACUGUCACCAUCCCAGCGGAUCCCAGAAGGUGUGCGGUACCGUAUUGGACUCAUUGCUGACCUUGACACAAACUCCAAGGGUCCCAGUGAGCACACCUGGUUCAGCUACUUGAAGAAGGGUUAUCUCACACUGUCAGCCAGUGGGGACCAUGUGUCUGUUGAGUGGGAUACAAAGGACCAUAUAUUGGAAUCUCACCUAGCCGAAAAAGGACGUGGCAUGGAGCUUUCUGAACUAGUAGUCUUUAAUGGUAAACUCUAUGCUGUCGAUGAUCGAACCGGUGUGGUCUAUCAGAUUGAUGACACAAAAGUAGUACCUUGGGUGAUAUUAACUGAUGGAGAUGGCACAAUUGGCAAAGGAUUUAAGGCAGAAUGGUUGGCAGUGAAGGAUGAGCACCUCUAUGUGGGAGGCCUGGGCAAGGAAUGGACCACAACUACAGGAGAAGUGCUCAAUCAAAAUCCAGAAUGGGUGAAAGUCAUUGGCUACAAAGGUGACGUGGCUCAUGAAAACUGGGUGGCCAAUUAUGAUGCACUCCGGACUGCAGCUGGGAUUAAAUCACCAGGUUACUUGAUCCAUGAAUCUGCCUCUUGGAGUGAGAGACUGCAGCGUUGGUUCUUCCUGCCACGCCGUGCCAGCCAUGGGCGCUACAAUGAGCAGGAGGAUGAGCAUCGUGGCACCAACUUGCUUCUUAGUUCCACACCAGACUUCACUGAUAUCUCUGUGAGCCAUAUUGGUGAUGUCAUUCCCACCCAUGGCUUCUCCUCCUUCAAGUUUGUCCCUGACACUGAUGAUCAGAUAAUUGUGGCAUUAAAAUCUGAAGAGGAUGCUGGACAUGUGGCAACCUAUAUCACUGCCUUCAUGCUGGAUGGACGUUGCCUGUUACCUGAAACUCGCAUUGGUUCUGUCAAAUACGAGGGUAUUGAGUUUAUCUAAUUAAAAGAAGUCAUACUUUUAAGGAGAUCAUAUAAACUCCUGAGAGAUGGCAGAAGUUCUGUUCCUGUUUAUUACUCUAAUUCUACUUCUGCUGCAGAGCAUUAUGGGACAUUGAAGUGCUUCUCUUGGCAUAGUUUUCACCUCUGUAAAAAGUACUUUGCAGUUGUUGCUUGUUUCUGUGCUGACCCCUAGUGGUACAAAGUGUGUAGUGCCUGUACAGCCUUUUUUUUUCUCUGUUCCGUUGCAUCCUAGGAUUUAGCCCAUUCCUCUCCUUUAUUCAACCAUGCUAUUAAUUUGGCAGAGCAAAUCUAAUGAAUUGCCUUAUUCUUCCCUCCUCCCUCUUGUCCCCUUACUAUUCACACGUGCCUUUGCUGAGAAGAGAAAGUCUUCAAACCCAGUUAUUCAGCAAAGAUAUUAGUCAAACAUUUGCAAGGUUUCCCUUUGACUCUGCCUAUUCCUGCAACAGUCAUUUUAAUGUUGUCUGCACAGGUACCUCUUUUUGAUAGGAAAUUGCAGGUGGGACUUUGGCCUGUAAUCAGGAAACUUUGUGAUAACAGCAGAAAAGGAGCUGACGCCAUAACCUGGAACUUUUUGGAACAAAAGGCUCAUCUUCUGUUUUGGAGGGUUCGGUUCUGCCUUUAUCUUUAGAAGCAAAGUGAUCCCUUUUUGGUAAUCUUAGUAUUGAGAUGUCAAGCUUCAUAUACCUAAAAGAUAUAUAUAUAUACGAUAUAUAUAUAUAUAUAUAAGCCAUAAUUGGCUUUCCAGUUUUAAACAUUACAUUUUCAGGAUAUGUACUGGAGUGUUCAGGUCAUAGUUUUCCAUGAUCGUUCAUUUAAAAAAAGUAGUUUUCAGUGUUAGGAAACGAGCUCUUAUGAGAAUAUUGUAGCUGGAAUCGGAUUCUCAAGUUAUUCCAGCUACAGAAUUUUAAGUACUGUAUUUUCCGGCGUAUAAGACAACUCGGUGUAUAAGACGACCCCCGACUUUGGAGCCGAUUUGCAUGCUUUAGAAAGUCGUCUUAUACGCCAGAAAAUACGGUAUUCUUCAUUUCUCCCUUAUGUGUAAUAAAAUGGGCAAGUGAGCUUCCAUGCUUCCAUGUCUCUUCCUCAUUGUUGGACAUUUUCUUGAAACUUUAUUUCAAUCCUAGCACUAUGUCUUAUUUUUCAAAUAAAUUAUCAACAGCUUUUAUAUUUUGAAAAUUACCUGAACUUACCUAUACUUACCUAUAUUUUUUAAUUACCUGAAAUGAAACAAAAAAUGUGUUGACAGUCAUAACGUGCCAGCUUUUAAGCAGAUAAGAUAAAAAUAUAUGUUUAAGAAACACAAAUAUUAAGGAACACUUUGUAGGAAGAUGAGCUACAGAAACUCCAAAGAAAUGUAAUGAUUUUUUGGGUAUGCCAAAAUGUAUAUAGUUGAAGCCUAUGCCAUAAAUGUGUGUGAAUAUAAAAGAAUGUGCUUUAUUCCAAA
Messenger RNA from Crotalus tigris (Tiger rattlesnake), 3137 nucleotides. RefSeq names its product calcium activated nucleotidase 1 (gene CANT1). Gene Ontology annotation, molecular function: GDP phosphatase activity; calcium ion binding; UDP phosphatase activity. The transcript is spliced from 4 exons. The record is from RefSeq and is a predicted model, not a curated record. Gene Ontology annotation, biological process: proteoglycan biosynthetic process. Bases 462 to 1673 code for a protein of 403 amino acids. NCBI's taxonomy places the organism in Eukaryota, Metazoa, Chordata, Lepidosauria, Squamata, Viperidae.